Choloepus didactylus (southern two-toed sloth) is the source of this 4120-nucleotide messenger RNA. It is a transcript of the gene CAMSAP3, whose product is annotated as calmodulin regulated spectrin associated protein family member 3. Gene Ontology annotation, biological process: negative regulation of microtubule depolymerization; neuron projection development; cytoplasmic microtubule organization. Gene Ontology annotation, molecular function: spectrin binding; calmodulin binding; microtubule minus-end binding. The record is from RefSeq and is a predicted model, not a curated record. The transcript has 19 exons. NCBI's taxonomy places the organism in Eukaryota, Metazoa, Chordata, Mammalia, Pilosa, Megalonychidae. The coding region runs from base 68 to 3868 and encodes 1266 amino acids. Gene Ontology annotation, cellular component: microtubule minus-end.
CAGCGCAGCCCAGCCCAGCGCAGCCCCGCCGCGCGCCGGCCCCGAGCGCCGCAGCCCCGGCGCCGCCAUGGUGGAGGCGGCGCCCCCCGGGCCCGGGCCGUUGCGGAGGACCUUCCUGGUGCCCGAGAUCAAGUCGCUGGACCAGUACGACUUCUCGAGGGCCAAGGCGGCGGCGAGCCUGGCGUGGGUGCUGCGGGCCGCAUUCGGCGGCGCAGAGCACGUGCCCCCGGAGCUGUGGGAGCCCUUCUACACCGACCAGUACGCGCAGGAGCACGUGAAGCCCCCCGUGACGCGGCUGCUGCUCUCGGCCGAGCUCUACUGCCGGGCCUGGCGCCAGAUUCUGCCGCAGCUCGAGGCGCCCCCCAGCCCUUCGGCGCUGCUGGCCCUGCUGGCGCGGAAGGGGACGGUGCCCUCGCUGCCCGAGCGUCCGGUGCGCGAGGUGGACCUGAGGCACCAGCCCAUCCUCAUGGGAGCCCACCUAGCUGUCAUUGAUGCCCUCAUGGUUGCCUUUGCCUUUGAGUGGACAAAGAUACCGCCUGGUCCUUUGGCUCUGGCCAGCUUGGAGCACAAGCUCCUCUUCUGGGUGGACACGACUGUCCGGCGGCUGCAGGAAAAGACGGAGCAGGACGCGGCCCAGCGAGCAGCUCCCCCAGCGCCCCCUGACGGGGCAGCCCCAGCGCAGCCCUCGUGCCCCACACGCUGGUACUGGAAGCUGGUUCCUCACGCAAUUGCCUUCUGUUUGAAGGAGUCGGGGAGCAAACCCCCCAUGAUCCGGUACCGCAAGGACCGUGCUGUGGCUCGACGUGCCCCCUGCUUUCCCACUGUGACUGGCCUCCAGGACCUGGCAAGUGGGGCUGCACUGGCCGCCACCAUCCACUGCUUUUGUCCCCAGCUGCUGCGGCUCGAGGAGGUGUGUCUCAAGGACCCCAUGUCCGUGGCGGACAGCUUAUACAACCUCCAGCUGGUGCAGGAUUUCUGCGCCUCCCACCUUCCCCGUGGCUGCCCGCUGUCCCUGGAGGACUUGCUUUAUGUCCCGCCACCACUCAAGAUGAACCUGCUGGUGCUGCUGGCCGAGAUGUUCGUGUGCUUUGAGGUGCUGAAACCUGACUUCGUGCAGCCCAAGGACCUGCCCGAUGGUCACGCUGCCUCCCCCCGGGGCACCGAGGAGUCCCCGCCUCAGAACAGGAGUGGUAGCAGUUCUCCCGUCUUCAAUUUCCGCCACCCACUUCUGUCACCUGGAGGCCCCCAAUCCCCACUCCGUGGCUCCACAGGCUCCCUGAAGUCCUCACCAUCAGUGUCCCACCUGGAGGCUCUCAGCAAGGCCUGGAACCGUCAGCUCAGCCGUCCCCUCUCCCAGGCUGUGUCGUUCAGCACCCCCUUUGGCCUGGACAGCGACGUGGAUGUCGUCAUGGGAGACCCUGUCCUGCUCCGCUCUGUCAGCUCGGACAGCCUGGGCCCCCCACGCCCUGUGCCAGCCAGGCCGUCUGCCCCGCCACCCCCGGAGCCUGGUGACCUGCCCACCAUCGAAGAGGCCCUGCAGAUCAUCCACAGUGCCGAGCCCCGGCUGCUCCCUGACGGGGCCGCCGACGGCAGCUUCUACCUCCACUCCCCCGAGGGGCCCUUGAAACCCCCGCUGGCCUCCCCCUACCUGCCCGAGGGGGCCUCGAAGCCACUGCCCGAUGGGCCCACCAAAGCGCCUGCCUCCUCUGCCCCCCCAGAGGGCCCCUCGAAACCAUCUCCCCACCUGGCUGGGGAGGUAGCGAAACCCCUGGCCCCAUCUGAGGGGUCCCCAAAGGCAGCAGCUUCGUCCCCAGUGGCCACCAACUCAGAAGUGAGGAUGACCAGCUUUGCUGAGCGCAAGAAGCAGCUGGUGAAGGCUGAGGCGGAGGCUGGAGGGGUGUCUCCCGUGGCUACCCCAGCAGCCCCUGAGGCCCUAAGCUCAGAGAUGAGUGAGCUGAGCGCCCGGCUGGAGGAGAAGCGCCGGGCCAUAGAAGCUCAGAAGCGCCGGAUUGAGGCCAUCUUUGCCAAGCACCGCCAGCGGCUGGGCAAGAGUGCGUUCCUACAGGUGCAGCCACGGGAGGCCGGAGGGGAGACUGAGGCAGAGACUGAGCCGAGCCCGGUCCCUAGUGGGGAGCGGCCGGCAGGUGAGGGCCAGGGCGAGCCGUCUCCCCGGCCCAAGGCAGUGACCUUCUCACCGGAGCUAGGGCCUGUGCCCCCUGAGGGCCUGGGGGACUACAACCGGGCGGUCAGCAAGCUGAGCGCUGCCCUGAGCUCGCUGCAGCGGGACAUGCAGAGGCUCACGGACCAGCAGCAGCGGCUCCUGGCCCCACCUGAGGCCCCCGGGUCUGCCCCACCCCCUGCUGCAUGGGUCAUCCCUGGCCCAACUGCGGGCCCCAAAGCCUCCUCGCCCAGCCCUGCCCGUCGUGCCCCGGCUGCCCGACGCAGCCCCGGGCCCGGCCCCAGCCCCACACCCCGCAGCCCAAAGCACGCCCGGCCAGCAGAGCUGCGGCUGGCUCCCCUGACCAGGGUGCUCACGCCACCCCACGAUGUGGACAGCCUCCCCCACCUGCGCAAGUUCUCACCGAGCCAGGUGCCCGUGCAGACACGCUCCUCUCUCCUCCUGGCCGGGAGGCCAUCACCCGAGGAGCCCGCAGCCCGGCCUGGCCUCGUGGAGAUCCCACUGGGCAGCCUGGAAGAACCUGCGGCUGAGGAUGAGGGAGAUGGGAGCCCCCCUGGGGCUGAGGAUUCCCUGGAGGAAGAGGCAUCUUCGGAGGGAGAGCAUCGGGCUGGGCUCGGGUUCUUCUAUAAGGACGAAGACAAACCCGAGGAUGAGAUGGCCCAAAAGCGGGCCAGCCUGCUGGAGCGGCAGCAGCGGCGGGCGGAGGAGGCGCGGCGGCGGAAACAGUGGCAGGAGGCAGAAAAGGAGCAGCGGAGGGAGGAGGCUGCACGGCUGGCCCAGGAGGAGGCGGCCCCCGUGGCCCCUACAGCUCCUGCAACCCCUUCCCGGGCUCCAGCUGAGGAGGAGGUGGGUCCCCGGCGGGGGGACUUCACACGACUCGAAUAUGAACGCCGGGCCCAGCUGAAGCUGAUGGAUGACCUCGAUAAGGUGCUGCGGCCCCGGGCAGCAGGGGCCGGGGGGCCGGGUCGGGGCGGGCGGAGGGCCCCCCGGCCACGCUCUGGCUGCUGUGAUGACUCGGCCCUGGCUCGGAGCCCAGCCCGCGGCCUGCUGGGCUCCCGGCUCAGCAAGGUCUACUCCCAAUCCACUCUGUCACUGUCCACCGUGGCCAACGAGGCCCCCAAUAACCUUGGGGUAAAGAGGCCUACGUCUCGGGCUCCCUCCCCGUCUGGCCUCAUGUCCCCCAGCCGUCUGCCUGGCAGCCGUGAGCGCGACUGGGAGAACGGCAGCAACGCCUCAUCUCCAGCAUCUGUGCCUGAGUACACAGGUCCGCGUCUGUAUAAGGAACCCAGCGCCAAGUCCAACAAGUUCAUCAUCCACAAUGCCUUGUCACACUGCUGCCUGGCGGGCAAGGUGAACGAGCCACAAAAGAACCGCAUCCUGGAGGAGAUCGAGAAGAGCAAGGCCAACCACUUCCUCAUCCUCUUCCGCGAUUCGAGCUGCCAGUUCCGGGCUCUGUACACGCUGUCGGGGGAGACGGAGGAGCUGUCACGGCUGGCGGGCUACGGCCCCCGCACUGUCACGCCUGCCAUGGUUGAGGGCAUCUACAAGUACAACUCGGACCGCAAGCGCUUCACCCAGAUCCCCGCCAAGACCAUGUCCAUGAGCGUGGACGCCUUCACCAUCCAGGGACACCUCUGGCAGAGCAAGAAACCUACCACCCCCAAGAAGGGUGGCAGCACCCCCAAAUAGCCCCGCCCCAGGCGGUCCGCAGGCUGGCCCCCGCACGCCCCAGCCGCUGCUCUCGCGGGAGACCAUCGGAACCCCUGGGUCCUGUCUGCAUUUCCAGCCUUGUCUGGGUGGGGCUGGGGUCGCCAUCCCCGGAAGUCAUGUCCUGUCCUGCUGUGGGGGGUGCUGAGCUGGGAGGUUCAGGGACUCAGUGCUCAGUUCAGUUCCCUCCGCUGUCUGUCUCCCCACCUCCUUGAAUAAAAUAAUUUAAAGAGA